Daphnia carinata is the source of this 4147-nucleotide messenger RNA. It is a transcript of the gene mas, whose product is annotated as protein masquerade-like. Gene Ontology annotation, biological process: proteolysis. Bases 545 to 3652 code for a protein of 1035 amino acids. Lineage: Eukaryota; Metazoa; Arthropoda; Branchiopoda; Diplostraca; Daphniidae. The record is from RefSeq and is a predicted model, not a curated record. The transcript is spliced from 14 exons. Gene Ontology annotation, molecular function: serine-type endopeptidase activity.
CAGUUCAGCAGACUGCUUCAUCGUUAUUGUACGUUUUCUUUCUGUCUUUUCUUCCUUCGGCUUCUCGGAUAAAAGAUUUCCUGACGACGAAACGCCGUUCCACAGAAAAAAAAUUUUCUUCUUCUUCUUCUUUUUAGCACAACACACAACGCUAACCAUCGGCCAGUCGAGUUUUAAAUUCACUUGAAGACGAGCGCACUUUCACACAAGUCGCGCCAGUCGUCCUCUCUCGUUCGUACCGAUCGUGACGUUCUCUUGUUGUUUCUUGACUCGAUCAUUGCUGAUUGGUUGUUUGUUUGAAAAUGUGCUAAAAUAGUUCUCUGCUUUCAUUUAGCAAGAAAACAACAUUUUCCGAAUUCCUUCGUCUUCAUUUUUUUGCAAGUCGUGAAUCGUGACGUUGGUGAACCUUUGGGUUUCUCAGUGAGUUGCCUUGAGUUGGACGCCCUGAAAUUCCGCCUUUGGGAAGAAGGAGAAUAGCUGCUGAUAAAUUUGAAAGGAAAGAAGAAAAGAGAAUCACAUUUAAUUCUUCAUCACAAUCAUCAUCAUGCGCUGGACUAUUGGCCUGCUGACGGUCAUAACCUUGACCUUAACUUGGUCGCAGCUGAUGACGGUCUCUGCUGCACAGCAGAAGCAGCCGUCUAUGUCCGGAGUGGAGUCAUUGACCUCUCCAAGUCCAUCCGAUGUUGGUGGUACGAGCAGCAGCACCGCCGGCUCCUCCACCACGGCCACCGCUAGGACCACCACCACUACCGGUACACCAGCGGGCGAUGCAGCCAAGGCCCAACAGCCAUCACCUACCCCCGCUAGCCUCGCCAGCAGUUUACUUUCUGGCCUGUUCGAUACCAUCACAUCGACGUCCAAGAGCAAGGAUUGUCCAGGCAGAUGUGUUCAUGUAUUAGCAGCCCUCCUCUGCGAGAAGGUUCUGGAAAAUGUGACGUGCUCUGAAGGUUCCAUGAGAUGUUGUGUCGAGAAUCGACCUUCACCUCCGGCACGUUCUGUCACCACGAAAACUCCCACUGUUUCCACAUCGUCGGCGGCUCCUUCUUCAUCUGCAGCCACAACUCAGAAGGUAGGAACAACAACAGCUCCUACGACGACGACAACGAAAGCAACGACGACCACUCCAACAACCACAACUGUUGGCACCACCACAACAAAACCGACCACCCAAUCAACGACAACCGUUAAAGCUACGACGACAACUGCACCGACCACAACAACGACAAAACCAACAACAACAACUACGAAGCCGACUACGACGACCACUAAAGCUCCUACGACUACAACGAAAGCUCCUACGACAACUACAACAACAGUUAAGCCGAGCAGCACGACAACAACAGUUGCAACAACAACAAAAGCAGCUGUCACAGUAGACACUAAAGUGGAGGAUGCUGAUGGUGGUGAUGAAGAUGAAGUACUUAAGGCUUCUGAAGUUGGCUCUUUACGUAUCUGUCCUGGAGUGUGCGUGGCAACCCGCAUUUCCGACUAUUGCGAAGCUGUUCUUAAUGUCGAUGGACUCUGCAAGACGGCCAUGAAAUGUUGUGUUACCAAAUCCCUCUUCGGUGAAUCUGAACCACCUCCGGAAUUGGUCAUUUUGAAUGAGGCUAGUUCCACGGGGACAUCGACCACUGAGGCAACUACAACUACGUCACCAACAACCACAACCGUUCGUACCACAACAACAACUACACGUCCCAGGCCCAAAUCUACCACCACGGCUGUUCCAGCAGUUGACGAUGACAAAAAAUGCAAAGGCACAUGUGUGACGGGAUUCUUUUCGUACCUCUGCGAUUUUAUUGACGCAAAAGCAGUUUGUGCUAACGGUGGCAAAUGUUGCAUCAGCCGACGUGAAGGAGGUGGAGGAGUAAGUGAACAGAAAACAAAUAAUGUAACUGCACCGGCUUCGGGAUCUCGGCCAUCGCCCAGCAAUUCCAAACCAUCUGUACCACCAUCAACAACUGCUCGACCUACUACUGCUAAACCUAAAGUUACGACUACUUCCGCACCUUCUACGACAACCGCUGCUCUACCAAAACGUUGCCCAGGUGUCUGCCUGCCAGGCUUGAUGUCAGCCUUCUGUUCCAAACCGUCCGUCGUUGUCAAUAAUCCACCCAAUCUCUGCGAUCGUGGAUCCAUUUGCUGCGACUCUAAAACGCGUGACACUCCACCAUCCGGAUCUAAUUCCGGAUCAAGUGGAUCGACAAACAACAGGCCGUCUCGUCCUCCCACCAAAGCACCAGCUUCCGCCAUGUCAGACUUGUUGAGCAAUCCUUUGACCACUUUAUUAGCUGGACCGCUCCUCAGCAGUUUGGCUGGUGCUGCCAUGAAUCAACGACCUACAUCAACUGGAGAUAAGUCGGACGUGUCACCGCAAAGACCUCAGUCGACUGGAACUCGAGCUCCAGCAACGACCACGACAACCACAACCACCACCACCAGCGCCCCUCAGGUGGUCGACACCAGACCCUAUUGUCCUGGAACUUGCAUGGCUCCCAUUCUCUCUUUCUCUUGCUUCAGCAAUGCUGAAAUUACCGACUUGUUCCGCUGCCCGAGUUCCAAAGUAGUCUGUUGCGCUCAAAAGUCGGCCAUUCGCGAAUUGAAACCGGCAUCCGCCCUAGCUGUGGAAGUUCCUCAACCCGAAUUCUCACGACCGGGAGGUGGAUUCAAACCUCCCCCGAUGGUCCGACCUGGUACAGCUGUUGCAACACCUCCUCAACAGCUGCCACAACAACAAACCACUGCUACCUCAACUGGGCCUCGACCUUCCGUUUCUAGACCACUUCCCAACAGCAAAUUUGUUUGCGGAGUCAAGGGUAAUCAUCGUGAACUCCGCCAAUUGUCUACAAUUGAGAAAUAUCUUGACAACGAUAAUGCCACGACCACAAUCAGUAGAGGUUUCCGCCAAGGUCGUGUUGUUGGAGGAAACGACGCUCUACCUGGCGAAUACUGUUGGCAAGUCGCUUUGAUCAACUCAUUGAAUCAGUACUUGUGCGGUGGUGCAUUGAUUGGAACACAGUGGGUAUUGACAGCUGCCCAUUGCGUCACGAAUAUCGUUCGUUCUGGUGAUGCCAUCUACGUUCGUGUAGGAGACCAUGAUCUUACAAGCCGAUAUGGAAGCCCUGGGGCUCAAACGUUGCGUGUAGCCACUACGUACAUCCAUCACAAUCACAACAGUCAAACCUUGGAUAACGACAUCGCUUUACUGAAACUGCAAGGUCAGGCUGAACUCAAACCAGGUGUUUGCAUCAUUUGUUUGCCGUCACGAGGCUCCAUUCCAGAAACGGGCCGACGAUGCACCGUUACUGGUUAUGGAUACAUGGGUGAAACUGGACCGAUCCCAUUGCGAGUACGAGAAGCCGAAGUACCGAUUGUAAGUGAAGGCGAAUGCGUGCGACAAAUCAACGCUGUGACCGAGAAAAUCUUCAUCAUGCCAGCUUCCAGUUUCUGUGCCGGCGGUGAGGCUGGUAACGACGCCUGUCAGGGUGACGGCGGUGGUCCUCUGGUAUGCGAAGACGAAGGAUAUUAUGAAUUGAGCGGUUUGGUCAGCUGGGGUUUCGGCUGCGGUCGGGCUCAGGUACCCGGCGUCUACGUCAAAGUGUCGUCCUUCAUCAGCUGGAUCAAUCAGAUUAUUAGUGUCAACAAUGUGUAGCUGAAAGAUUCAGUUUGAUCACGAUUCCUUCCUUCCAUGAGACGAAAGGAAAAGCAAUAACGCACGUUCAUUUUCGCCCACACCGUCACUCUAGUUGUGUUUAUUCAUGUAAUCUUUUUAAAGAAGAAACAGAAUAUAAGAAAUGGAGUGAACACAACCAUCAUGAUACCCACGCCAUCAGAGGAUUGAUGUCGUCCCCUUUGAUCACCUAGUUAUUUUGUUUUUCUUCCGGGAAAUCACGCUCUUGCAUUGGUUAUGGGCUGUACCAUCUAUUUAUUACGCACAUAAUUAUUUUUGGUUGACGAGGACGUUUGACCGUUCCCUUUUUAUUUUACUUAUUUAUUUUUUUCGGAAAACGUGUGUGUUAAAUUUACAUGUGUAUUUAACAUAAUUUUCGAUGGCUGUAACCGCGGUGACGUUGUGUUUUGUUUAUCGGGAGGGAUUUCGAGAGAAAUAAUGUUUUAUUAGUAAAUUUGGAGAGUUUUUCAGCAGCAA